CAGGAGGCUGCCAUGCUGUCUCGCAUGAGGCACCCCAACAUCGUGUCCUUCAUGGGCCUGUGCACACUGCCGCCGUGCAUUCUGACAGAGUAUUGCGAGCGCGGCUCUCUCUACGACGUCCUGCAAGCCGCCGCCAAGCGGCCAGAGCGCGCCGCGGCGCUGACGUGGCGGCUGCGCCUCAAGAUGGCGCUGGAUGCCGCCACAGGCCUCAUGUACCUUCACCGCCGCUCCCCGCCCAUCAUCCACCGAGACGUGAAGAGCCCCAACCUGCUGGUGGACCACUCCUGGUGCGUAAAAGUCGCAGACUUCAACCUCAGCAAGAUCAUGGGCCCGCAGCAGCCCUCGGUGCUGAGCACCAGUGGCGGCGCCAGCAACCCGGUCUGGCUGGCGCCCGAGGUGCUGGAGGGAGGCAGGGCGACCGCCGCCUCCGACACCUACUCAUUUGGCCUGGUGUUGUGGGAGCUGCUGACGUGGCGGCUGCCGUGGGCGGGCAUGGCGCCCCUGCAGAUCAUGCGGCUGGCCACCAGCGGCCAGCGACCAGAGUGCCCCGAGCGAGGCUCGCUGCCAGGCCCAGGCAGCGAGGAGUUUGGGGGUCUGGAGGAGUACUGCCAGCUCAUCAGGGACUGCUGGGCGCAGCGGCCUGAGGAGCGGCCCCUGUUCAUCGACGUGGUGCCCCGCCUGCGCGGCCUGCUGGAGAGCGCCGCGGAGCAGUGAUGCCAAGGGACGGCACGCGGCGGCGGCUGGCCUGGCGGGAGCGCACGGCUGGGGGACCGUGGGAUAUGCUGCUUGUGCCAGCCGCCCCUCGCUUCACAUCUUCAUUUGUCACCGAUCGAUCGUUGGACAAAGUGUUCGUUUGCAACUUUCUUUCAGCC
This is a messenger RNA of Chlorella variabilis, 872 nucleotides long. RefSeq lists its product as hypothetical. Gene Ontology annotation, molecular function: ATP binding; protein kinase activity. Bases 13 to 714 code for a protein of 233 amino acids. NCBI's taxonomy places the organism in Eukaryota, Viridiplantae, Chlorophyta, Trebouxiophyceae, Chlorellales, Chlorellaceae. The transcript has 9 exons. The record is from RefSeq and is a predicted model, not a curated record. Gene Ontology annotation, biological process: protein phosphorylation.